AGUUUGUGAUCUACACUUCUCCGAUAUCGUUUCCAUCAUGAAAAUACACAUGAAAUAAUUUUCUCUGUUUCUUUUUCUGAAUUGUUUAUUUUUGACAUGCUAAAUGAAAACAACUUACCACUUUAAUUACUGCACUAUACAAUCCUAACAUUUUCAAUGACUUUAAAAAAACUUUUUUCUAUAUUAAGUAACGAAUAGGUAGCAUCUUUGGAAGAAAACAAAAUCGCCUUUCUACGGUAAGAAAAUCCAAAACGCGUCGGCCUGAAAGGACCUUCAAGUAUGAUAUUGUAACAAAUCAUAGAAAGGACUUUGUAUAUUUAUUUCUUUUAUGGAACGUAAUUCGUCAGGAGCUUCUCGUUUGAAUUCGACAGAGCAGUCGUCUACGUCGAAUACAAAACUAAAUGCGCGUCAAUUACUGAGCAUACAGGUUCCCCAGCCAAUUCCAAUCAGAAAUGAUCCUUUUGGCUUUGAUUCUGUUAAGGGGGUCCGUCUUAGUUCGACGUUGGAAUCGGACUCUUCUGUUUUACGCAGUGCAAAUCAAGCAGUGAACGUUGGCGUAACGGAUCAAGACGGUUUUGAAAGAAUUCUAUCUUCCUCUCCUCCCGUUGUAAACGAGAACGAAUUUCUGAAAAAUGUAGAAGACCCUCAUUCCUUCAACCUUCAUUCAAGACAUCCUCCACCUUUAUCUGCCUCUUCACCGAAACAAGUACCUCUACCUGCUUCUUCUCCUCCCAAUUUUAGCUCCACCCCCUCCUCUCCUAUUCCAAUGUCUUCUGUUACAACUUCUUCGAUGCAUCCACCUUCUUCAUCCAAACUAUCCUCACGGUCCUCGUUCCCGAAAGAAGCGACGACUCGGCAGUUGGAACGUUUUGUUCCUAUUCCUCAUGGGAACCUCAAAAAGCGACUGCGACAGCGUCCUGCUCGCAGGAAUAAUGAGGUGGAUCUUUCCAUUCUACACACUGUUCCUAACUCAUCACCCUUACCGUCAGCAUCUGAAUCCGAGUCGGGAGAGUCAGAGACACUAUGGAAACAGUCGAAACGAAUGAAGCUUUCUCGUAGGCAGUCGGACUCUUCGUUUACAUUGGAUAACGAAAAUCUCAAUUCACAGUAUGAUGAUAAUAAGAGAUCAACCGAUGGCUCUUCUAGCGAUGAAGACCAAGAGGGAAAAAAAGUACUAGACGACGAACAGCAAAAGCGUAUGGAAGACUUGAGACAGUAUUUUCAGCAAAUAGACCAAUACAAGUUUCAGGUGGUUGACGAUUGAUUCAAUGCUGUCUUUUCAGGUUCGGCGAUCAGAAAAUUCAUUCACUAAGUUAUUUAUUUUCUUUCUUUUCUGUUGAACUGAUUUUGAUUUUAAACAUUCAUAAGUUCAAUCCUGAUUAAUCUUUGUAACUUCCUUUUGCUUGGUAUUAUUGUAAUUUGAAAAUAUAUUUUAUUUUAGGCAAUGCCUAUUUCAAUUAGAAAGAUGUUCAGUUUGAAAACUUCUGUGUUUCAUUCGCCCUUAAAAGCAUAAAAAAC
This is a messenger RNA of Schizosaccharomyces cryophilus OY26, 1518 nucleotides long. RefSeq lists its product as uncharacterized. Lineage: Eukaryota; Fungi; Ascomycota; Schizosaccharomycetes; Schizosaccharomycetales; Schizosaccharomycetaceae. The coding region runs from base 329 to 1264 and encodes 311 amino acids. The record is from RefSeq and is a predicted model, not a curated record. The transcript has a single exon.